AUGGGCAGUUUCGAAGCGAGCUCCACUGAGCAAACCCGUUUUGCUACGAAGUCCGGAAAAGCCAAAAUUCCUGCUAAAACAAUGAUGUACAUGUAUGUAUGGUAUUUAAGUAAUACAAUUACCUACAGGCAACUAGCCGUAUUGUUUGGUGUAACGAAGUCCACAGCAUGGGCGGUUGUUCGUCGGGUUGUCGCGUGGGUUUUCUCAAUAGGCCAUGAGUUUAUUAAGUGGCCAACUGGAGAUGCGUUGGAAGAAACAACUCGCAAGUUUUUACAAAGGAAACAAAUACCAGGUGUUAUUGGUGCUAUUGAUUGUACCCACUUAACAAUUAAUGCACCAAUAAAAGACAAACAUACUAUAUAUUUUGAUCGUAAACGUAAUUAUAGUGUUGUUCUGCAGUCCAUUGUCGAUGCUGAUAAAAAAUUUAUUGAUAUUUAUUGUGGUGAACCCGGAUCAUAUCAUGACUCUGGAGUGCUAAAAAGGUCAGCAUUUUAUAGGAAAGCGGAAUGUAAUAUGGAAAGUUUCUUUCCAAAUUCUACUUUUAUUCUCAGGGACUCGGCAUACCCUUGCAGAAACUACCUCAUAUCGGUGUUUAAAGAUUAUGGUUCGUUAACGCUUAAUCAAAUCAGAUUUAACAAAACACAUUCUUCAGCAAGAAUAGUUGUUGAAAAUGCAUUUGGAGCACUGAAACGACGUUUCCGAAGGCUUCUUAAAUUUACGGAGCCCAGAAAUUUAUGUGCAAUUUCAAAUUUAGUUGCAAGUGCAUGCAUUAUGCACAAUAUUAUUACAAACGACGAUACAAUUAUUGACCAUCAAAUUGGAAGUGCCGAACCGGAACCAGAACCUGCUAAUGAGCUGGCGAGAGAAGCAGGUGGAGAUCGUCGGAAUCAGUUGCUCACCAUUUUAACAUGA
Bactrocera neohumeralis is the source of this 912-nucleotide messenger RNA. RefSeq lists its product as uncharacterized. The record is from RefSeq and is a predicted model, not a curated record. NCBI's taxonomy places the organism in Eukaryota, Metazoa, Arthropoda, Insecta, Diptera, Tephritidae.